AUGAGGCAAUCUGGCGAGGUCAGGUCGAGUAGGGGGACACCGCCGUCGCCCUCCUACAUGUCCAAAGACGAAUUCGCAAGCUACCUCGCAAACCUUCGAAGCAAGCCCGUCGGAAGGCCCAGCGGCGCCCGGCCUCCGCCUCCUACUGCUCAACAGGCUAGCCAUCAACGAUCGCGGUCGCACACGCCCAGCCUCAUUGGAGGGAGCACGGCUUCAACUCGCAUUUCAAUGAUUAGUACUAAAAGCCGUGAUUAUUACCCUACCACUCCGACGCCGCCUCCCUUGAAGCCAGAUACAGUCGUGCCUACCGCUAGCUACAUGGAACGAGGCCAGCGUUGGAUGGAAAGAGAAGAAGCUUCGUCACUACGAGAUGCCAUGGAAGAAAUGGACUUUCGGGAGAGCAGAAAGAGUACCCCUGCCCCUGAUGCUGCCAUCGAAGACGAUGAGACUCGCCUCUACAACGCUGCUCUCAACGAGGCUGCUGAGCUCGUGUGGGAGCACCAGCACGGCGUCAAGCCUCGGCCCCCUGACGGUGCGUACCUGUAUCGACCACACCUUAGAAAGGACAGCUACGCACAUGCUCGGGCAGCGACCGUGACAGGGGGUGGGGCAACUGGUGCGAACAAUUCAAAUAGGAACUCGUAUUCCGAAGUGCACUCGCCAUCAUCGACCUCAUCCGAAGGAGACAACAGCCCUAAAAGAAACGAUUCUCCCGAAGAGGCAGCCCGAUCCGAAGAGUCUCCGACCAAAUCAAAGUCGUACGGGAGCGUCGGGGGGCGUUUCACGGGCGGCCGGCGUAGCAGCAUGAAAAGGAACAUCAGUGGAGAAGUUGAGCGGCCCUUCUCUGGUGAUCAGAUAUGGGAAGAACCCGAAGCCCAGUCGGGCGAGGCGUCUACUCCAACGACGUCUCCUCAAAAGGAUUCUCCCGUUUCACUCAAAUCCAAGCCUUCGAAUGCUGCGAGGCGCAAUCCCUUCCAACGCUUCCAAGGAGAGUCCAGCCCGACCAAACGAUUGGACAGGGUAGAAAUUCACAGGAAUCCUCCAACACGAUCUCGCAACGCCCAGUAUCAGGUCAACGCUCCAGCUGCCGCUACACAACCGCUCCCUGAUGCGCAGCGUCUAAAUGGAGUCGAGAUCCGCGGCCAAGAUAUCCGCGAAGCUACUAGCAUGAGGCUCAAAGACCGCAGCUCUAAACUUCCGGAACCUACCGCAGUCAGCGACAGCCCUGGAAGGCCCAUUGUAAGCUUCGAUGCUAACUGGAAAGCCCCGGAGGAGUCCUCGUCCACUGAUGCCAGCUCAGACCGACCAAACUCGUCGACCCCAGCAUCAAACCGCUUCCGGUCCCAGUCACAAGCGCAGCCUCAGUCCACAACCCAAAAUCCAACUCGGCCUGUGGAUAUCCCUAGCAUCGUUGUGGCGGAAGACCCUUCGCCGAGGCCAAGAGCGCAAACGAGCGCGAGCGUGCCGUCGAUCUCGAUAGCGGAACCAGAAGAGACUUCGAAGAGACCAACGCCCACGAUCAACAUUCCUUCCAUUGCGGUGGACGAAGCGCCAGAACCCCGCAAGGUUCCCAGCAUUUCGACGCCAAAGGAUUCGCCCGUGAGAGGCUCGCGCCCUCUUCCAACACCAGGAAGUCGUGGACCGCGGGGUCACUGGUCCCCAGCUCCAGCUCCAGGCGCCGCUGCAGCUGCAGCUGCCGCCGGCGGCCGAACAGGGACUCUCUGCAAUCAGUGUGAGCGCCCCAUUGAAGGGAAAUUUGUGGCAUUGGCUGGUUCCUCUGAGCGAUUCCAUCCUCAUUGCUUCCGUUGCUACACUUGCAAUACUCGUCUUGAGGCCAUGGAGAUUUCUCCAGAGCCAGACGCAUCGCGGGCUGAGCGAUUGGAGAGAAUUCGGCGUCGCGCGGCGGGGGAGAUACUGGAUGAGAAGCCUGGCAUGACCAUGGCGGAAGAUGGAGAUGCACGCCUCCGCUUCUACUGCCAUCUCGACUGGCACGAACUCUUCGCCCCACGCUGCAAGCACUGCAAAACCCCCAUCCUCGGGGAGCACAUUGUAGCUCUUGGAGCGCAUUGGCAUUACGGGCACUUCUUCUGUGCCGAGUGUGGCGAUCCGUUCGAGCACGGCAUGACGCAUAUCGAAAAGGACGGGUACGCUUGGUGUAUCAACUGCCAAACGAAGCGAACCGAACGUCGUGCGCCCAAGUGCAAGAUGUGCAAGACGGCUGUGAUUGGCCAGUAUAUCAAGGCACUUGGUGGUGAAUGGCAUGAGCACUGCUUCCGCUGUGCCGAGUGCAAGGGAGGAUUUGAUGAUGGGCAGAUAUUCCCCAAAGAGACUGCAACGGGGGCAAUUAUACUCUGCACCAAAUGUAGAGCCAGAGAGCUCAAGUUUUAA
Molecule: messenger RNA, 2388 nt
Organism: Trichoderma atroviride IMI 206040
Lineage: Eukaryota; Fungi; Ascomycota; Sordariomycetes; Hypocreales; Hypocreaceae
Source: RefSeq, a predicted model, not a curated record